Messenger RNA from Penicillium subrubescens, 1282 nucleotides. RefSeq names its product phosphotransferase family protein. Lineage: Eukaryota; Fungi; Ascomycota; Eurotiomycetes; Eurotiales; Aspergillaceae. The record is from RefSeq and is a predicted model, not a curated record. Bases 114 to 1208 code for a protein of 364 amino acids. The transcript is spliced from 3 exons.
CUCGACAUUCCCUUGUCAGCGCCCUUUCUUCUUGUUGUAUAUAUCUGUCAAUGAACUUCAUUUGAUUGGAAAUUCUCGUCCCCCACCCUCUUUUUGAUAUCCAAACCACGAUCAUGGCGGGAGAAGUGCGCCAACCGAUAGACCUGCCCUCCUUGGAGCGCUACCUCAACCAGAAUGUGCCCGUGGUGAAGACUCCACUGGAUUUGAAACAGUUCGGCUUCGGUCAAUCCAACCCAACAUACCAAAUUACCACCGCCGAUGGACGUAAGCUCGUGCUGCGCAAGAAGCCUCCCGGCAAGCUGCUCUCGAAGACCGCACACCGGGUGGACCGAGAAUACCAGGUGAUCCGGGCGCUUGGAGAUACAAAUGUACCUGUGCCAGAGACUGUUUGCCUCUGCGAAGAUGAUAGCGUGAUCGGUACCCCUUUCUACAUUAUGGAGUUUUUGGACGGUCGGCACUUCACCGACCCUGCCAUGCCUGGAGUCAGCCCGGCGGAGAGGAAUGCACUAUGGAAAUCUGCAGUGGAAACAUUAGCCAAAUUCCACGCCGUCGUCCCCAAAUCAGUCGGUCUCGAGAAAUUCGGCAGGCCCUCCGGAUUCUACGACCGACAGAUCGCGACCUUUACAACCGUCUCCAAGGCCCAAUCCCAGGUCCUUGACAAAGACACCAAGGAACCCGUUGGUGAACUGCCGCACUUCAAGGAUAUGGUGGAAUUCUUCGCACAGAAAUCGACCCAACCACGCGACCGCGGGACCCUGGUACACGGCGACUACAAGAUCGACAACAUGAUCUUCCACAAGACCGAGCCACGCGUCAUUGGCAUUUUGGACUGGGAAAUGGCCACGGUGGGACACCCGUUGUCCGACUUUUGUAACCUGACCAGUCCCUAUAUCAUGGAUGGUGCCGAUCACUCGAAGGAUGAAUUCCAGCUCGGGCGUAUCCCUGGCCUACCCUCGCGCGAGGACUGCGUUCGCUGGUAUAGCGCUGUCUCGGGAUAUAACCCUGCGGACGAUGUUCUGUGGGGAGAUGCAUUCUUCGCCUUCCGAGGGUCUGUGAUUAUGCAGGGUAUUGCAGCGCGGUAUGCUGCUCGACAGGCUAGUAGCGCCCGGGCUGGUGACUAUGCUAAGCGGGCGAAGCCAUUUGCAUUGGAGGCUUGGGCGCGAGUGAAGCAGGUGCAGGAGCUGUCUAAGCAGAAGGGUAAACUUUAAACUGAAAAAAGCUAUCCAAGAAGCACACGCUUGUAUAUAUUCGAUUUAUUUUAAGUUCAAACCAAGUGGCGUAC